Molecule: messenger RNA, 1122 nt
Organism: Entrophospora sp. SA101
Lineage: Eukaryota; Fungi; Glomeromycota; Glomeromycetes; Entrophosporales; Entrophosporaceae
Source: the annotation of a GenBank genome assembly
AUGGGUUUAUCAAUUUCAAAACUUCUUCAAGGUCUCUUCGGUAAGAAAGAGAUGCGCAUUUUGAUGGUGGGUUUGGAUGCUGCUGGUAAAACCACCAUUUUGUAUAAACUCAAGUUAGGUGAAAUUGUUACCACCAUUCCUACUAUUGGUUUCAAUGUUGAGACAGUAGAAUAUAAAAAUAUUUCUUUUACUGUUUGGGAUGUUGGAGGUCAAGAUAAAAUACGGCCACUUUGGCGUCAUUAUUUCCAAAAUACACAAGGUAUUAUAUUUGUAGUUGACUCAAAUGAUCGAGAACGUAUUUCAGAGGCAAGAGAAGAACUUCAACGUAUGCUUAAUGAAGAUGAACUUAGAGAUGCACUUUUGUUGGUAUUUGCCAAUAAACAAGAUUUACCUAAUGCAAUGAAUGCGGCAGAAAUUACUGAUAAACUUGGACUCCAUUCUCUUCGACAACGUCAUUGGUAUAUCCAAGCUACAUGUGCUACAAGUGGCGAUGGUCUUUAUGAAGGAUUGGAAUGGUUAAUCGAUGAAUACACUGGAUAUUUAAGAAAAGGAAAAUCUUGUGUUUAUGAUAAGAUUAGGGAUGACACUUUUAGAACUUUGGCUACUGAUCAAAGGUUUCUGACAAAAGUUAAUGAAGAAAUGUUAAUUCAAAUCACAUAUGUUCAAGGAAUGAAUGUAUUAGCAGCACCUUUCUUAUUUGUGAUGCCAGAAUUAGAUGCAUUUUAUUCAUUUUCAGCGUUUAUUCAACAUUUUUGUCCAUUAUAUGUCACACCUAAUUUAGAAGGUUUGUUGGAUAAAUGCCUAGAAAUUAUUGAUUCAAAUUUAUUCAUUUAUUUAAAAUCGAAAAAUCUUACGGCUGAAAUUUAUGCAUUUCCAUUAUUGAAACUUUGGGAUUUUUUAUUUGCUUAUGGGGUACACUUGAAUAUUUUAUGUGUUAUUGCUCAACUUGUGUUAAUGAGAAAUCAAUUAUUGGAAUCUCCAAGUCCAAUGAAUUUAUUAAGAAAAAUGCCAGAAUUAAAAGCAAAGCCAAUAAUAAAUUUAACAUUACAACUUGUUCAUCAAAUACCAAAGGAUUUGUAUGAUUUAUUAGUUAGACAUCCAAUUGAAUUUAGUGAAAUUUGA